Messenger RNA from Solanum dulcamara, 1263 nucleotides. Its product is annotated as probable pectin methylesterase CGR3. Gene Ontology annotation, biological process: pectin metabolic process. The transcript has 7 exons. NCBI's taxonomy places the organism in Eukaryota, Viridiplantae, Streptophyta, Magnoliopsida, Solanales, Solanaceae. Bases 202 to 978 code for a protein of 258 amino acids. The record is from RefSeq and is a predicted model, not a curated record. Gene Ontology annotation, molecular function: methyltransferase activity.
AAAAGAAAAAAAAACAUUAUCUCUGGGCUAUGGCAUAAAGUUGAAGAAGUAUUUUAUUUUUCCCUCUAAAAAGAUUCCCCAACACAGACGACACAGUUACUAGUAAACCCAAAGCAAGCAGAUCCAGAUCCCACCUUCAUCCUCAAGAUCUCGAUCUCGCUUCACACUGAUCUUUCAACCCAGUUAUUACUACUCGUCAAUAUGUCAAGAAGGCCAACUCGCCGUCUUACUGAUACUGGGAGCAUUCCAUUUGUGGGCUCCUUUCACCCCAAAUCACGUCCAUCUCCUUUAUUGUCCUUAGGACUUGUUGUGGGUGCAUUGCUGAUCAUUGGUUACGUGUAUCAUAGUUCAGGUGGAAGGAGUGCAGCAGAUGCUUUUAGUAGACUUGAAGGUGGUACCUCAUGCACAGCUGAACUUCACAGAGCAUUACCUGUACUGAAGAAAGCAUAUGGGGAUAACAUGCGGAAAGUGUUGCACGUAGGCCCCGACACUUGUUCAGUUGUCUCUAAACUAUUAAAAGAAGAGGACACUGAAGCUUGGGGGAUUGAACCAUACGAUUUGGAUGAAACUGAUAGCAACUGCAAGGCUCUUGUUCACAAAGGGAUUGUGCGCGUAGCCGAUAUUAAGUUUCCUCUUCCCUACCGUUCAAAGUCGUUCUCACUUGUCAUAGUAUCUGAUGCAGUGGAUUACUUGUCCCCAAGAUACCUUAACAAAACUCUUCCAGAGUUGGCAAGGGUGGCUGCCGAUGGUUUAGUUAUUUUAUCCGGUUAUCCUGGUCAGCAAAGGGUUAAAGGGGCGGAGCUGUCAAAAUUUGGCCGGCCAGCCAAAUUGCGGAGCUCAUCCUGGUGGAUUAGAUUUUUCAUUCAAACCAGCUUAGAAGAGAAUGAACCUGUAACUAAGAAAUUUGAACAAGCAGCAUCCAAGAGAUCUUAUAAGCCAGCCUGCCAAGUUUUCCACCUCAAACCACUUCUUCGUUGAUAAUAAAACACCUCUCUGUUUAAAAGAUGCAAAGCGUCUUCAGCUGUAUUAUAUGGCAUGCUCCAAGUGCUGAGAAGUUGACAAUUUUGUUGGAGGAAGUUGUUUCUGUAUGAUAGGCUUCAUGAAUAUUGUAUAAUAGGCUAGGAGCUUGCUGUCAAUUGGUAUUGCUCCUUGUAGCUGCAAAAAAUAGCUGGCUUAGCAUGUCCAAACCAGAGACAUUGUUUGAGAAUGAGUACUGUAUAAGCUACAUCAAAAAGUAAUUUAUGAUUCUUUUGUCAUAUUGUA